AUGGCAUCCGGCCACGACGAAUCGGGUAAGCGAGACUCCCCAACCGGGGGGAAGGAGGUGCCCGAGGCCAAGAUGAUGAAGCAAACCAGCAUCGGGGAGAGUAUGGGCAUAGACACGGAUCCAGAAGAAGACUCGGAUGGACCUGAUGAGACGCACGCUCAAAACACGCACAACCUACGCUCUAGGCGGAGAGUGGCGCCCGAGCCGGCGGAGAAGAAGCAGCUAUCCAUGGAGAAGUCGAUGGGUAUCGACACAGACCCCGAUACUGAUUCCAACGAGGGAGAAGAUGGCAAACGCGAAAGCAAGGACAAGAAGGCUAGUGCCAAGGAUGUGAAGAAGGGAACUCGGUCUCAGAGGAAUGGCAAGUCGGCUGUCAACUCGCACGGCGAGCCCGACACUCCAUCCUCCAUCCUCGAAAAGGGCAUCAUCUACUUCUUCAUCCGCGGGCGAGUCAACGUCGAGAGCCCCACGUCCAUCGAGGACAUUGCACGAAGCUUCAUGCUCCUGCGUCCCCUGCCGCACGACGCGAAGCUCACAGAGGGCAAGAUUGGCGACGCAGGAAACACCCGUAUCGUCGUUCUUCCGAAAAAGGUUUUCCCAAAAAGCGGAAGAGAUCGGUUUCUCUCCUUUGUGGAGAAGACUGGCACCUCCUUUGAUGAGAUCAAGAAUGAGUUCCUCGAGGGUGCCGAUUACAAUACCAGGACUGUAGGCAAGAGGCACACGCCUGCUGCGACACCUGCCGCAGAAGGCGUCUAUGCAAUCACAACGACGGGACGUGAGAGCCAUCUUGCGUACAUACUGACGCUUCCGGAGGAACUGGGUGAGGCGCAGAAAGAUCUGGGGUUGAAGAGCCAAGGAAGCUUCAUCAUCAGCACCAGAAACCCAGAAACAAGUCCUCCCGCAGGCGCGCAGAUACCGGAGGGUCCAGAGUUUCCCAAAGAAGUUCAGGAAGAAUUUCGGAAUCUACGAUGGCUACCUACACAACCCAAGCACUUUGACUACGUCAAUGCACAGGUUCUCCUCAUCGGCGAAACCAGCGGAAUCCAAAAGGCCACGGAGCCCCAGAAGGAAGACCAGCAGCACCAGAAGGAGGAACCGCUGGAGGCACUGGAGCAUUUGGAAGAGGAGGACUUGAAUCGCAUGAAGGGCUUGCCGGGCGAUCAGUCUUCGUCCAUCUUUGAGGACUUGGAGGCCAGGGCAAAGGAUUAUCCAAAGCUGCAGACGACUUUCUAG
Molecule: messenger RNA, 1233 nt
Organism: Emericellopsis cladophorae
Lineage: Eukaryota; Fungi; Ascomycota; Sordariomycetes; Hypocreales; Bionectriaceae
Exons: 2
Coding region: 1-1233 (410 amino acids)
Source: RefSeq, a predicted model, not a curated record